Messenger RNA from Cebus imitator (Panamanian white-faced capuchin), 2800 nucleotides. RefSeq names its product phosphatidylinositol specific phospholipase C X domain containing 2 (gene PLCXD2). Lineage: Eukaryota; Metazoa; Chordata; Mammalia; Primates; Cebidae. The record is from RefSeq and is a predicted model, not a curated record. Gene Ontology annotation, molecular function: phosphoric diester hydrolase activity. Gene Ontology annotation, biological process: lipid metabolic process. Bases 585 to 1610 code for a protein of 341 amino acids. The transcript has 5 exons.
GGGCGGGGCUGCCGGGAGUCGGGGUGCCGCCGGCUGCACUUCUGUGUGUCUUUCAGGAAGCCACAGGACAGGGGGCGUCUGUGCGGAGAAGCGGGGGUGGUGAGUAGCAGGCAGGCCCAGCUUGUGUACCAGCCCAGUGACAUAUAUAGAAACAUAAAUCAGGCUAGAGCCGGCGCGCCCCGGGCGCGCACGUGUGUAUGGACCCGCAGGCAUGUCUGUACACGGGGUGGGCACCUGUCUUGUGAGGGGCUCCGGGCGUGGCUGCUCCUCGGACUUUCAGUUUUUUGUAAGAUUCAUCUCUUAGGGGCCUACCUUCCCCCAUCUCCAGAGGAAAACGUAAGAAGUUUAACAGAGCUGGGACUGAGCAGAUUAAGGGAGUGGAGCCGAGGCUGGGCCGGAGAGAGUGGGAACUGCGGGUGCUAGUGGGUAGGGAUCCAUCUGUUUGCCCCGUCUCCCAGCAAGAGAGGCAUUUUGGAAAUACUGGCGUGGCAAGCGUCGCCCUGAAACGUCCACAGAGCCCGAGAAGUGAUGAUCACUGAGUGAGUGGCACUGGGCUGAGACUGGCCAGUUUGUUAACGACAGGGAUGCUAGCAGUUAGGAAGGCUAGGAGGAAACUCAGGAUGGGGACCAUCUGCUCCCCCAACCCCAGCGGGACAAAGACAUCAUCGGAGGUCUGCAAUGCCGACUGGAUGGCCUCGCUCCCCCCUCACCUCCACAACCUCCCCAUUUCCAAUCUGGCAAUCCCAGGCUCACAUGAUUCAUUCAGCUACUGGGUGGAUGAAAAGUCCCCAGUGGGGCCUGACCAAACCCUAGCUAUCAAACGCCUCGCCAGGAUCUCCUUGGUGAAGAAGCUAAUGAAGAAGUGGUCUGUAACUCAGAACCUGACAUUUCGGGAACAGCUGGAAGCUGGGAUCCGCUACUUUGACCUGCGUGUGUCUUCCAAACCUGGGGAUGCUGACCAGGAGAUCUACUUCAUCCAUGGGCUUUUUGGCAUCAAGGUCUGGGAUGGGCUGAUGGAAAUUGACUCAUUUCUUACACAGCACCCCCAAGAGAUUAUCUUCCUGGAUUUCAACCACUUCUACGCCAUGGAUGAGUCCCAUCACAAAUGCCUGGUUCUCCGGAUCCAGGAGGCCUUUGGAAACAAGCUGUGUUCAGCCUGCAGUGUGGAAAGUUUGACGCUGCGAACUCUGUGGGAGAAGAAGUGCCAGGUUCUUAUUUUCUACCACUGUCCCUUCUACAAGCAAUACCCCUUCCUGUGGCCAGGAAAGAAAAUUCCGGCGCCCUGGGCAAACACCACAAGUGUGCACAAACUAAUCCUCUUCUUGGAGACCACUCUGAGUGAGCGGGUCCCACGGGGCUCCUUCCACGUCUCCCAAGCGAUCCUCACCCCCAGAGUGAAGACCAUCGCCCGGGGCUUGGUUGGGGGCCUCAAGAACACGCUGGUUCAUAGGAAUCUUCCUGCCAUCCUGGACUGGGUGAAAACUCAGAAGCCUGGAGCCAUGGGUGUCAACAUCAUCACGUCUGACUUCGUGGACCUGGUGGACUUUGCUGCGACUGUCAUCAAGUUGAAUGACCUCUUACAGGAGGACACAGCUCUGGCUAAAUGCUGAAAUGGCUGCCAGGUAGAGCACCUGCAUCAUUUUGACAAAGUCCUCUUUGGAGUGGGGUCUUCAAGCCUGAUCUUGGAAUUGCAUUUUAUUCUUGUCUGCCUAGGACUCAGGUCUGCGCUGUGGGACACAACGCUAAGUGGAAGGCACCUUAUCCAUGGCACCAUGGAAGCAGGCACAGGAUGCAUGGGAAAGUGCAAUGGCAUUAAAGGAGGAAGCUCCAAGUGGGUUUGGAGCCAUUCUGUAACUCCUUGUAAACAAGACUACCUCGGGGACAUUUAGGAUGACUCGUGUGUCACCAAGUGAGAAAUACCUAGUGUUGGAACAUUUCCAGUCCUUCUCUCGAUGGUUCUGCUUCCUGCAGGUUGUUUGGAGCCUACCAGUCACCACUGCAUGAGGGCUUUGAAACUCAAGAGGGGAUUUUUUUUUAAUUGGUAAGAGGUGCUUAUCUAUAAAGAGCCCUCUCGUGUUUUGAUCAACUUAUUUAUUUAUUUAUUUAUUUAUUUAUCAGUUAAGUAUCUCCCGUGCUUCUUACAUCAAGAGCACUCACACAGGCGCUUACCGAACUUUUCUCACCCAGGACAGAUGCUGCUAUGGUCUUUCUGUCCUCAAUAGGAACACGCAUCUCAGGGCUAUGAGUGACCCCUGACUCUGCUGUUCAUGUCCUGGCUCCCCAGUCCCCCUGGGGACAGUGUACAUGUGUGGAUGUGGUCCAGAGCUGAGAAGUCACUACCAAGCCAUGCCCGUGAAUGAAGAUGAAAUGGGCCAUGAAGGCCCCUGUUAGUUCAUAGGUAGACCCUCCGGAAGAGUGUCCAUAAGGAAGGACCUAGAAAGAAAACUAGGCAUGGAAGUGUGUGCACUUUGAUGCUCCUCUGCACCACCUGAGAAUCCCUAAGGAAGUGACAGCUUAUGGGUUCUUAAGGAGGAAAUAUAAACAUGGAGUCCCGAAUGGAUGUAUGCAUUUAUAAUGACUGUCAGACUCUUCUUCCAACUUUCCUGUUUCUGUCCUUUGAUGCCCAUGGAUGGAUUUCACAUGUUGCGUUGCAGAGAGGGGUGUCCUAGAUGACCUACUGAAAGCACAUGCACACCCCCAACUUUGUCUUCCAGCCUAUACUUUCUGUAAAGUAAUGUAAGUCCUGGCUUUUAGCUUCCACACCUUGAGGAAGUCAUUAUAGAAAUGGCUCCAGGAAAAU